AUGGCCUCCCAAGGAGGCCUCACGCGGCGGCGUGGUGGUGGAGGUGCAACUGCUCCCAAUACUGAAGAUGAAUCGUCCUCAAGUCGUGUCACUUCCCCUGCCCAGAAAGCCUACAAUGAUCGGUCCCCCGAAACCGCGUAUGAAAAUAGUGAGAACGGGCACAAGAUUGCAUACGAUCCUAGGGACAUCAGUGAGAGCGAAGAACGGAGUAGACAACCUAAAUUGACCCUGAUGGAGGAUAUCCUACUACUUGGUUUGAAGGACAAGCAGGGCUACUUGUCUUUCUGGAACGAUAACAUCUCAUACGCUUUACGAGGUUGCAUCGUUAUCGAGCUUGCGUUUCGGGGACGCAUCAGUAUGCAGAAUGAUUCUUCCAGACGACGAUUCCCCUUGGCCGAUCGGAUAAUCGAAGUCAUCGAUGACACCCUUACUGGUGAAGUUCUCCUCGACGAAGCCCUCAAAAUGAUGAAAACAAGCGAGAAGAUGAGUGUGAGCUCGUGGAUUGAUCUCAUGAGCGGCGAAACGUGGAACCUGAUGAAAAUUGGCUACCAAUUGAAACAAGUCCGUGAGCGCCUUGCGAAAGGCCUCGUCGACAAAGGUAUUCUCCGCACCGAGAAGCGGAACUUCCUGCUUUUCGAUAUGGCCACACAUCCCGUGGUCGAUGCUGCUGCCAAAGAUGAGAUUCGCAAAAGAGUUCGGAAUGUGUGCUCAAAUCGCACCGUUGUUCUUCCUCCCUCGCAGUUUCUCCCGGCCGAACUCGAUUUCCGAAUGCUGCGGACGGUAAGCAUGGUCUGCGCUUCAUAUGCAGCUAACGUCCUGGAAAACGCACUCGUUACCAUGAGCCAUGAGGCACGAGAAAGGGCCUUUGCACAAGUGGACGAAUUACUUGCUGAAUACAGCCAGUGGCCGUUUGCGAAGAGAGCUGGCGGUGGUCAGGGCAUAGGUGCCAACAUCGGCCAGGUGAUCGCUGAUGAGGUGGAGAAGAAUAAGGACAAGGAAUUACAGCUUGAGGUUGUGGCUGCCUGCCUCAGCGUCUUCACUCGCCUCGAUUCCUUACUAUGA
Molecule: messenger RNA, 1062 nt
Organism: Exophiala aquamarina CBS 119918
Lineage: Eukaryota; Fungi; Ascomycota; Eurotiomycetes; Chaetothyriales; Herpotrichiellaceae
Exons: 4
Coding region: 1-1062 (353 amino acids)
Biological process (GO): Golgi vesicle budding; retrograde vesicle-mediated transport, Golgi to endoplasmic reticulum; Golgi to plasma membrane protein transport
Cellular component (GO): trans-Golgi network; cytosol; Golgi cisterna
Molecular function (GO): phosphatidylinositol-4-phosphate binding
Source: RefSeq, a predicted model, not a curated record